Molecule: messenger RNA, 3313 nt
Organism: Tachysurus vachellii
Lineage: Eukaryota; Metazoa; Chordata; Actinopteri; Siluriformes; Bagridae
Exons: 20
Coding region: 206-2992 (928 amino acids)
Cellular component (GO): nucleus
Molecular function (GO): zinc ion binding; RNA binding
Source: RefSeq, a predicted model, not a curated record
AAACAGCAGUAGUUUAUCUUCGGUACCGGUAGCGCGGUGUGGAUCAGUCCGACUUUAUGCACAAAAACAUGGCGAAGUGAACAGUUCAGUUGCGUGGCUUUUAGCAGGACACUUUCGUGCACCGAAAACAGAGGGAUUCAUCAAAUACAAUUCGAGUCACAUCUGAGAGAGGAUUUCCUCUCCACUCCUGUGUGGUGAUUUGAAGAUGGAGUCUUCAGAUAAUGCGGCUGACGCGGGGCCCAUGAGCGCUCAGAGCGUGUACUCGGCUCUGGGUCUCAGCUCGGAGGACGUCGAGGCUUUGGCUCAAAUCCCGGAGAACGAGAUCAGUGUGGAAACGUUACCGUACCUCAUCAUGCAGCUCAAAGCCAAGCGUUCUGAAAAGGCAGUGGCUGCCCCCACCGCUGCUACUGACACAGACAAUAGUGACAAACCAGAGGCGGAGCCUAAACAGGCCAAUCAGGAUACAGAAACCUCAGAAAAAAGAAAAGAGAAACGUGAAAGCCCGCCACCCUCGAGUUCAUCACGUCACACGUCCAGCCACGAGCAUGAGCAUCACGGGAAGGGGGACAGUCACAAGAAGGCAGAGCGAGCGAAUACAGGAGGAAGGAGGGACUCCAGAUCCAGGAAGUCCUCCCGAGAGAGACAGAGCGGGGACGGAGUGACACCAGAGGACAACGAGUUGGAUGACAAACCGACGGUUUUCCCACACAUCUGUACGCUGUGCAAGACUGAGAGCAAUGGGUCUAAGGCCUGGCACAGUCACAUCCGGGGCAUUCGGCACACCAAAGCACGGAGAGAGUUCAUGCUGCUGUCCGGCUCAGCGGAUGACUCGUACUCGUCUCGUCGAGGUUCUCGCUCGUCUCUUCCCAGUAAACGCUCCUACAGUUCAGAGCGGAGCACAGGAGACCUGUCUUCACCUUCUGGAGAACGUUUUUUUCAUCCUCCUAAGCCCUUCACGAAGGUGGUGGUGGCCAAGUAUCCGAUGGGCAGCAUGGCCGUGGCAGACAUGUUGGCGCUGGGAAAACCUUUUGGAACCAUAGUGAAGCAUCUUAUCUUCCCUUUUAAGGGAUUUCUGGAGUUCAGCUCUCAUGCAGAAGCAAAGAACAUGGUCACUCACUACCAGACUAAACCCGCCUUCAUUAAGGGUCAGCGCAUCAGUCUGUGUUUGUCUCCGACCGUCGAGGUCAUACACCCUCCAGAGGCAUACGAGCCGGCAUCGAAGCGCUCAAAGUCGUCCCCUCAGUCAGUGGUGUGUUUUUCACGGUUGCCUCCGGGGAAAGAGGCAGAGGAGAAGGUGCUGGACCUGGCAGCCUUAUUUGGGGAUGUUCGCUGUUCCAAAUUCACUGAAGACAAGGCUCUGGUAGAGAUGGUGGAUUGGCGUGAUGCAGAUAUCAUGGUGAAGUAUUAUCACUCCAACCCACUGAGAAUUCAAGAGAAGAGCAUUAAGGUGUCCAUGUCCUCCAGAUCAAACCUGCGAGAGAGCAGCCUCGAGCGAUCUUCCUCCAAAAAGUCUGACUCCGGCAAGAGCCACAGCAGCAGCAGACAGAAAAGCGAGUCGUCUUCCUCCAAAAGCGCGUCUCAGUCCAGCAGCAAGGACAAGGAGAAAACUGACGAGAAAGAAGGAGAGAAAAAAGAGGAGAAGGAGGAGGACAGGAAGGAGGGAGAGAAGAAAGAAAGCGACGACACGGAGAUGAAGGACGAAGAGGUGGGGAAUGAGGAAGGUGUUCAGGUGGAGGAAGAAGCUGGGCUGAUAGACAAAGGUGAAGUGGAGGUCGUUGCCCCCGGGACAGAAGAAAUCCAAGAGAAGGAGGAAGAGGAGGAGGUAGAGAAGAAAGACGUGGAGCAGGUUGAUGCUGAGGAGGAGCGGAAAGGGGAAGAAGAACAAAUUCAGGAGGAAAAAGAUGAGAGUAAAGGAGAGCGAGGAUCAGAGGAGGACGUGGAGGAACAGGAUGAUCUGGAGGACAUGGAUUUCCCUGAGAACAUGGAUGACUUUGUGACUCUGGACGAGCUGGACACCACAGCCGGAGACUCGUUAGAUUCUUCUGAACCUCAGGAGGGUAAGGUGGUGGUUGUGAGACCCAUCAGGAACGAGUUUAAAGAGACUCGUAAGAAGGCCAUGAGAGAAGCUCUGUUUAAGAUGGCAGACCCCUUUGGUGAAGUGGUCAACUUUGCCAUCUCUUACUACAGACAUGAGGCUCUGAUUGAACUGGAGUCAGUGGAGAAAGCUCAUGAGAUGGUGAACUUCUAUAAAAGCAGUAAGAGGUCCAAGUUGUGUGGGAGACCUGUGUCUGUGUCACUGUGUAAGGCCUUCAACACCAUCGAGGGUCCCAGUGGGAGAACGUUGUUCAUCAGCAUGCUCCCUCCUUUCAAGUACUCGGACAAGUCCCUCCUCAGACUUGCACGUCCUUUUGGGAAAAUCACAGCUUAUUGUUUUAACAGGGUGUACGGAACGUGUUACAUCCAAAUGGAGACGGUGGAAGCAGCAGAGAAAAUGAUUCAGAGGUACUUACCAUGGCCUCUUAAAUUCUACGGCACUCCACUAAAGAUCACUAAGUGCAGGAAAGGAGACUCUCUGAUUCCCUGGACUCUAGCGGAUAAGUUUGAGCGGUGGUAUGAGCCGAAGUUGGGGAGAAACAUCGAGGAGAGGAGAGAGAACGGCCAGACGGUCAAACACAACAGUGGGGAGGACCGUCAAAGUCCUGUUUCCAGCUCUGAAGGUGUGUGUGGAGAUCCUGCAGCAGAGGGUGAAGAUUCAGAGGAAGAGGAGAAGGACCAGACCCCCCUUGGUCCCUACCAACCUGACAACCCUGUGGGCGUCAGCUACGUCGUCCCCAAGAGCGGCUUCUUCUGCAAACUCUGUAACGUCUUUUACACGGAUGAGAAGAAAGCCAAGUCGGAUCACUGCAGCAGCCUGGAACAUUACAACAUGCUGAAGAAGAAGCGUGGAGAGGUGACGGAGGAAGAACAGACAGACGGACAGACAGAAGGAUGAACGGAUGAAACCUGGAGAACUGAUUUCACCGCAGUUCAUGAUUUUUUUUUUCUUUUUUUUUUUUUUUUUGUAAAAUUUAAGAAAGGGGAAAAAAAAACAGGAAAACAUUCCAGCCUCCGUGUUUCUCGUGUUUGUUUUGUUACAUUUACUUCCUGUUUUAUUUGACAAACCGUCAGACAGACGGACAGAAACGUUCAACAGAUUAUCGAAAAGAAAUCAUUCGAAACUUCUUUCCUCGUUCCUGGUGGUGUGUGUGAGCAGAAUUAGGGCUUUCAGUCUCAUAGCUUCUUAUGAAAUAAACAAAAGUCUGUUUGAACAAAA